CGUCCUGAGGUAACAACUUGCACUACCACCCUAUCAAAAGGCCAGUUUAAUAGUGCCAGAUUUGAAAGGUUUUCAAGUUGGAAGGUGCUGCAAAAGGCUAUUGCCAAACUCCAACAUAUAGCUCAAUCAUUCAAGAACAACUCUGAGGUUUCCUGUCGUGGCUGGCACAACUGCAACAAACAUUUAACUGAAAAGUCACUGCAACUAGCCAAGACCACGAUCAUUCGCACCGUUCAAAGAGAGGUCUUCGCAGAAGAUAUUGGAUGCAUUGAAAAAGGCACAGCUCUAAAAAACUCAAGUCCACUCAGCAAACUGAAUCCAUUUGUUGACACGCAAGGGCUCCUUAAAGUUGGAGGCCGACUAAAGAAAGCACAGUUGUCUGCAGAAGAAACCAAUCCCAUACUCGUCCCUGGAAAGCAUCAUCUUGCUCAGCUCAUAAUAAGACACUUUCACGAAAAAUUAUGUCACCAGGGAAGGCAUUUCACGGAGGGAGCAGUCAGAGCAGGGGGCUUUUGGAUUGUGGGAGGAAAAAGAGCAGUAAGCAGUGUGAUUUUCAAGUGCAUCACAUGCCGCAAAUUAAGGGGCAGGCAACCUGAACAGAUAAUGGCUGAACUUCCUGAGGACAGGCUGUCCACGGACCCUCCUUUCACAAAUGUAGGCCUUGAUGUGUUCGGUCCCUGGUCCGUUACAGUGAGAAAAACGCGUGGUGCUAAUGCAGAUGCUAAAAGAUGGGCAGUCAUAUUCACCUGCAUGAGUACACGUGCAAUUCAUAUUGAAGUGAUUGAGUCAAUGGACACAUCGUCGUUCAUUAAUGCACUGCGUCGUUUCUUUGCCAUCCGAGGUGGUGCCAAACUCUUGAGAUCUGAUUGUGGGACAAAUUUUGUGAGUGCCUGCAAAGAGCUCCAAAUAGACAAACUAGGCUGUCACAAUGACAAAAUAGGCACAUUCUUGAAAGACAGUGCGUGCAAAUGGCAGUUCAAUCCUCCACAUGCAUCCCAUAUGGCUGGUUCCUGGGAACGCAUGAUCGGCGUCACCCGAAAAAUCCUCAAUGCAAUGCUCCUUGAACAUCCAUAUGGGAAGCUCACACAUGAAGUACUCGUAACAUUGUUAGCUGAAGUCACCGCAAUUGUAAAUGCCCGUCCGCUAACAGCCGUUUCUACAGAUCCCGAAAACCCAGUCAUUCUUACUCCUGCGAUGCUACUCACGCAAAAGGUUGGCACACCACCGAUUCCACCAGGGCAGUUUCAGACCAGUGACCUAUUCAAAGCCCAAUGGAAGCGCGUGCAGUACUUAGCUAAUGUUUUCUGGAGUCGUUGGCAGAAAGAAUACAUCGCAGGCCUGCAGGUUCGUCACAAGUGGAAAACAAAAAAGCCAAACCUUCAAAUGGGCAACGUUGUUUUAAUGAGGGAGUCUCUAGAACAUAGGAAUAAUUGGCCACUCGGACUGAUCACAAAAUCUUUCCCAAGUGAGGACGGUAAUGUCAGAAAAGUUGAGGUUAAGAUUUGCCGAAACGGCGAGAAUAGGUUUUACAUUCGCCCAAUUCGUGAAGUUGUGCUUUUGAUGUCUAAGGAUAGCAUGUAAAACGAGUUGUUGUUGUGUAUCGUUCAUUAGUUAAGAGCUGACAUCUUGCAGAUGUCAGGCGGGGAGUGUUAUGUCCUCUGGUCUUAUGUUGACUACUUUUUGGGUUUAAUUUCUUUCUAAGAUUGUACAUUGUUCAUCCGUCCACAGGAUGUCGCUAUUCUAACUCAGAAUCUUAAGUUUUUCUUUGGUAUUGCUGUUUGCGCUCGGCUUCCCCUAGUGGCGAUUUGCUGUAAGCAGCAGGCAGAAAGAACUUUUUAUUUCAGUUGGAAAAGAGGCCUUGAGGUGUUAAGACGUUGCACACCUCCUCUGCACCAUACAUCGUUGGGAACCCUUGACAAAACAAAAUCUUUUUACCACACACACGCACACACGUUGACACAAAGAAAUAAAUGAGAGGAAGGAGUUCGGGCCUCCAAGUUUCUUUGUCGGUUUAGCUCGCUGCCAAAGUCGAGUAGCCAUACGCUCGGCUGAGGGCAGAAGAGGCAGAAUGCAGAAUACUUUUGGAAAGCACAGCAUGUUUUGGCCGUGAUCAAAAAUAA
Messenger RNA from Corythoichthys intestinalis (scribbled pipefish), 2120 nucleotides. RefSeq lists its product as uncharacterized. Gene Ontology annotation, molecular function: nucleic acid binding. The transcript has 2 exons. Bases 604 to 1581 code for a protein of 325 amino acids. Gene Ontology annotation, biological process: DNA integration. The record is from RefSeq and is a predicted model, not a curated record. Lineage: Eukaryota; Metazoa; Chordata; Actinopteri; Syngnathiformes; Syngnathidae.